Molecule: messenger RNA, 1787 nt
Organism: Olea europaea var. sylvestris
Lineage: Eukaryota; Viridiplantae; Streptophyta; Magnoliopsida; Lamiales; Oleaceae
Product: endoplasmic reticulum-Golgi intermediate compartment protein 3-like
Exons: 11
Coding region: 302-1357 (351 amino acids)
Cellular component (GO): endoplasmic reticulum; COPII-coated ER to Golgi transport vesicle
Source: RefSeq, a predicted model, not a curated record
GGCAUAAUUGGGAUUUCGGGUCGCUCUGUGUACUGUUUUGGCGGACCAGGUUUUUGUUCUUGCUCCGAAUUGUCUUGGACGGCAAUCUCGGAAUCUGUUUAUCUCCCUCUGGAGGUAAUAAUUUAUCUGAUAUCAUAGAUAAUCGAUUUCUAUAUAUUCAUUCCUGUAAUUUCGUCUUUGUGUUUCAAUUGCGGUAUAUGUUUGUUUAUCGAGUUCUGUUUGUAUUCAGUUAACGCUGAAAUUCAUAAGUAUUUGAUCUGGGGGCAAAUUAUAGUGGAAGUAGAUAAAAGGGCAAUAAAUUAUGGGGUUGAUGCAAGCAUUAAAAGGUCUUGAUGCGUUUCCCCGUGCUGAAGAACACUUGCUGCAGAAGACAAAAUCCGGCGCCUUCGUUUCCAUUUUUGGGCUGGUAAUCAUGGCAACAUUGUUCUUUCACGAGUUGACAUAUUACCUUUCAACUUAUACGGUACAUCAGAUGGAAGUAGACUUGAAACGUGGAGAAACUCUUCCCAUCCACAUAAACGUAACAUUCCCAUCUUUGCCAUGUGAUGUUUUAAGUGUAGAUGCUAUUGAUAUGUCAGGGAAGCAUGAAGUUGAUCUAGACACAAACAUAUGGAAGCUUCGCUUGAAUAAUGAUGGCCAAAUCAUUGGCACAGAGUAUUUGUCAGACCUAGUGGAGAAGGAACAUGCAGCUCAUGGGCAUGAUGACCACAAAACUCAUCAUGAGGAUUCGGACCAUAAAGUUGAACUUCACAGUUUUGAUAAAGAAGCUGAAAAUUUGAUUAAAAAGGUGAAGCAGGCACUGGCCAAUGGAGAAGGUUGCAGGGUGUAUGGGGUUUUGGAUGUGCAAAGGGUUGCUGGGAACUUCCAUAUUUCAGUUCAUGGGCUGAAUAUUUUCGUUGCUCAAAUGAUUUUUGAAGGGUCUUCUCAUGUCAACGUGAGUCAUAUAAUUCAUGAUUUGUCUUUUGGGCCGAAAUAUCCUGGAAUUCACAACCCACUUGAUGGGACAAUGCGGAUAUUGCGUGGAGCAAGUGGAACAUUCAAGUAUUACAUAAAGAUUGUUCCGACUGAAUACAAAUAUAUCUCAAAGGAAGUUUUACCUACAAAUCAAUUUUCUGUCACGGAGUACUUUUCACCUAUCAAUGAGUUCGAUAGAAAGUGGCCUGCUGUAUACUUUUUGUAUGAUUUGUCACCAAUUACUGUGACCAUCAGAGAAGAACGUCGCAGUUUUCUCCACUUCAUCACCCGGCUAUGUGCCAUACUGGGUGGUACAUUUGCCUUAACAGGAAUGCUAGAUAGAUGGAUGUACAGGUUUAUCGAAGCAGUGACAAAACCAAACGCUAGAAGUUUUUCUCGGUGACUUAAGAGCCAAUGAUGAAGUAAUUUCAGAAUGCUCUGAAUGCGAUUCUCAAGAACGAACUCAAAGUUUGUAGUCAUCGGGGAAGUUGAAAUAUUUACAGCUCUGUAUUUGUCUUUUCCAGUUUCUUUUCUCGUCGGAAAUUUUAAAAUUAAGCUUUUUGACAUCAUCUGCUGUUGUCUUAUACAAGCUACAAGUUUUUGUAGUUCUUUUUCUUUUUGUACCAGUCGAGUUGGGGAUUUGGCACAAUUUAGUGGCAUCUCUUGGCGUAUGAUACUCUUGGUAUUUCCUUCCAUUCUCCAGGGAAAAUUGCGGCUAUUGUCCCCAACGUUUGUGUGCAUUUUGACUUUUGGCCCCAAUGUAUUUUUCUUAGCACCUGUAGUACCAUGCACGUGAUGAAAGGGUAAUAAUGUCAGUUACCUUUUAAACUUCA